ACUAUCUUUAUGCUGGUUUGGACGAUAAGCAUAAUCAUUUGGAAUAUUUCUAUUUAUUCCCUUUUUAUUCCUUCAUCAACAACUUUUUUCUACAGUACUUUGUCGUCUUUUGUAAAGUUUUAAAGAGUUUUGAUUUUGUUGAAUUCUUAUUUUUCUCAGUGUGAAACUUUUUAAAAAGUAGAAUGUUUUUUAUUCUUUGCAAUGUUGGUUUAUUGUGCAACUACUCUUGAAACUACUACAGUCUUAAGUACUUUUCAGAAAAUUUGAAUAGUUCUGGGACCGUUUAAUUCCUAUUUUUCAGUCUGGAAUAAGCGUUUCCAUCAUUUCAUAUUACAAAACACACAUUUUAUUUUAGUUGUGAUGGUGGUUUAGUCUGCAAUUACCCGGCUCUGGCACCUUUUUUUGAGACAUGCAACGCUACCGCCACUACGGCUCCUCCUCACCUCCUGUAGAGGAGAUCACUGCCGAAAACGAGGAAGAGGAGGAGGAGGUGGAGGAGGAGGAAGUGUACACUGAAGAAGAGGAGCCACUGAUAGGUUUAUCAGAGGAGAUAGAGGAGGAGAUCCAAGAGACAGGGAGCGUUAAAGAGGAGGAGAUCCCUCAGAAGGAGGUGGAGGUGCCGCCUGUUGUUCAGGAGACAGAGGGAAAGACAGUGCCAGUGGAUAGCAAGAAUGGAAAGAGGACGGAGAGAGGAGCAGGAGGAGAUGGAGCAGCAGCAGCAGGAGGAGGAGAAGGAGGAGGGGGAGAAGGUGCUAAGUACUCCAUGUUCACCUGGUUUGUCGUCCUUGCUCUGCUCGGAGUCUGGAGCUCCGUGGCUGUCGUCUACUUCGACGUUGUGGACUACGACAGUGUCAUCGCCAGAGCGAAGGAGUUUCGUUUGAACUUUUCUGAAGUUUUACAAGGCAAACUGACGGCCUACGACACCGACGGAGACGGAGACUUUGACGUGGAGGAUGCUAAAGUGCUUCUCGGGCUGAAGGUGGCAGAGAAAACACAUGUGGCACCUGAGGGGGAAACAGUUUUAAAAACCAAAGCAGCAACCAAUCGGCACGCAGCAGAGCCAGAAGAGGAGGAGUCAACCGUAACCCCAACGCAGGAGACAGUUUCAGAGAGCAGCCCCUCAGCUGUGCACAGUGAGGAUCAGGCUGCUGUACCUCUCCCUCCAAUAGUGAAAGAUGAGUUUGUGCCAGAUGAUCCUAGAGACAGCCUUCAUCCUUAUGAGGGUGAGGCUGAAACCAUCGACACAGCUGGAGUUUUAGUAGAGGAGAGUCUUCCAGAGGAAAGUCUAGCAGAGUCUGGACAACACUUGACGAGCUCCAAAUUCACUCAGGAAGCAGAUUCAGCUGUGCAAGCAGAGAUCCAGGCUGAGCCACAAGCAGAACCAGAACCACAGAAAGAAACACCAAAGAAGACAGAGACUGAGGAACCAACAGAGAAACAGGCUGAGGAGAAGCUCAAAGAAAAAGCAAAGAAGAAGAAACCUAAGUUGUUGAAUAAGUUCGAUAAAACCAUUAAAGCAGAAAUCGACGCUGCAGAAAAUCUUCGGAAGAAGGGGAAACUUGAGGAGGCGCUGAAAGCGUUUGAGGCUCUGGUGCGGAAACAUCCACAGAGCCCCCGCUCCCGCUACGGGAAAGCUCAGACGGAGGACUACCUUGCGGAGAAGCAGCGCAGUAAUGACCUGCUGCAGAAAGCCAUCAACUCGUACAGAGAGGCUGCAGAGCUGCCCGACGUGACCUCUGACCUCCUGAGGGCUGCGCUAAAGAGACGCGCCGAGAGGCAGCAGUUUCUUGGUCGGAUACAUGGCUCUCUGGCGACUUUGGAGAAAUUGGUGGAGAUCUUUCCGGAAGAUAUCGAACUGAAGAACGAACUGGGUGUCGCUCACCUUUUGUUGGGAGACAACAAGGGCGCCAGGAAGGUGUUUGAGGAGGUUCUGGCGCUGGAACCCAGUAACGGCUUCGCUAAAGUUCACUUUGGAUUCAUCCUGAAGUCAGACAAUAAGAUCCCAGAGAGUAUACCGUACCUAAAGGAGGGUUUGGAGUCGGGGGAACCGGGAACAGAUGAUGGACGUUUUUAUUUCCAUCUUGGUGACGCCCUGCAGAGGGUCGGAGACAACUCUGCCUAUCACUGGUAUGAGUUGGGUCAUAAGCGUGGUCACUUUGCGUCGGUGUGGCAGAGAUCUCUGUACAACGUGGCAGGUCUGAAAGCUCAGCCCUGGUGGACGCCUAAAGAGACUGGAUACACCGACCUGGUGAAGACGCUGGAGAGGAACUGGAGGACAAUCAGGGACGAGGCUCUGGCCGUGAUGGACCAGAACACCGGGUCAUUCGUCCCGGAGGAAGAGAACCUGAGGGAGAAAGGAGAGUGGGGACAGAACACACUUUGGCAACAAGGAAAAAAAUCAGGAAACGCCUGUCAGGGAGUCCCGAAGACCUGCGCACUGCUGGAGAGAUACUCCGAGGCUACAGGCUGCAAGAGAGGACAGAUUAAGUUCUCUGUGAUGCAGCCAGGUACUCAUGUGUGGCCUCACACCGGCCCCACUAACUGCAGACUGAGGAUGCACCUCGGCCUCGUCAUCCCCAAACAUGGCUGCAGGAUCCGCUGCACCGACAUCACCAGGGAGUGGGAGGAGGGUAAAGUCCUGAUCUUUGACGACUCCUUCGAGCACGAGGUUUGGCAGGAUGCCGACAGUUACCGGCUCAUCUUCAUCGUGGACGUGUGGCACCCCGAGCUGACAGCGUACCAGCGGCAGACCCUCAGCGCCAUUUAAACACACACACACACACCUGGUAAGAGUUUCACACACUCAUCAGAUGCUUCUCCUUCUGUGGAAGAUCUGAUUUAAAAAAAACUCUGAGGAGAAUCACGACGGAAUGGGGACGCUUUUUAAACUUUGUUUUGUGGAUAAACUACUAAAACAGUCUGACGAAGGAUCGGAGUAUCAGACUGAAGGAUGGAAAUGAAAAGUUACUACUGACUUUACAACCUUUCACAAAAAACACACAUAUUACGGUACGUCUUUUAGCCCAGAUUAACCCUGUUUGAUCGGGUUAUUUCCUGUGAUGGAUUUAAAGUGUUCUUACUGGAUCUGGAUUUUUUCGGAGGGAGGAAAUGGACGUCAUCUGCAAAGCCAUUUUUUUCACAAAUAUAGACAUGUUUAUCAGCCUGGAAACAAACACAGCUCUCUGGUGUUUCAUACAACAGAAUAUUGGAGCCAUUGUAUGUAAGCAAACAGGGAGGAGGCACAUUUUCUGUGAAAAGAAUAUACAGAAAGUCCAAGAUAUAAGUGCUACGUUUAUGAGAGGAUAACUCCUUUACAUUAAAUUAGUGAAUCACCGAAAAAAAAGCAUAAACCUGCAAGAAAGAAUUUUCACUAGAGUUGGAAGUUGAACAAAAAAAACUCUGAAAUUAAAAUCACUAAUUACGCAAAAAAACAACCGGCAAUUAACAAGAAGAAAACCUCACAAGCCCACAGGAAAUACACUUUAGAUAUUCUCUUAGAUUAAAGGAAUAACUUAACUGAGAAUAAGGACUCUUUCUCACUCCAUUUUUGCAAAGCAACCACUAUAAUUUUGGGAAAUAUUCAAGUAUUAAUAUUCAACUUUUCCUCAUUAAUUGUCAUAUCAUCUAAGAGUCAUAUUAAAUUACUUACUUAAAAGCUUAUUUCUCAGAACAUUACCCAGGCUUCAUAUUUUAGUUUCACCUACAAUGGCCGUAAUAAACGUCAACAUUUAUCGCCAACAAAAAAAGUUUACUUUAUAUUCAAGAUGUGAAUUGUAAAUAGUUUUGAAACACUAAAACGUAUAAUUAAAAUAUUCUCAUUUCACUUUAAAAUGUCUAACCCAGUUAAGAUAAGGUUUUCUUGCAUUUUAUGAAAAAAGCCUUCAUUUUUACCACAUUUUCUUUCAAUUCAUCAAGUUUUCAGUUUUACUUUUUCAUCACGUUUGCACAGAAAACACAAGAUGUUGUUAAAGAUGAUUUAUAUUUAUAUUAAAAAUAAAUGAAAAAUUCAGAAAAAAUAAAAAACCACUCAGAAAAAGUGUGUGUGUUUCUUUGGAUUUUUGUGACACGUUUGUUCCCUUCCAAAGUAAAAGCCCCAUCCCUAAAUGAAUCACAGCACAUUCCCGUUGGUGUAAAUGUUUACUUCAAUACAUUCAUUGAAAGGAAAUACAUUACAUUACAGUCGAGUGGAGAUCAGUGUAGCCCUGAUGAUGAGUCAAACUGCAAACAAUCAUGACAGACUGGCCUUUAAUAAUGUACAAAUACUCCACAUUAAACCAAGAUAUUUGGUCAAAUGAUCAACCUGCAUUAACCUUUCUUUCCUCAGCGGUACAUGAAAUGUUUUAGAGGGCAGGAUGAUAAUUAGACUUGAAAUAUCUCAGGAUACAAUUGGCCAAGUGUGUCAGUAUUUUGCAGUGUGAUAAUACUUAUAACAAUAAUGUACAAUCUUCAUAAUAUGAAUAAGUUAGAUUUCAAUAAAAACAAUCUUUCCCGACACUUCAGUCGAGAGUUAAGGUGAUGAUUUGGCAUCCUAUGGUUUCUUCACAGCACAAUACUUUAUCUGAAAGAAAUAUUUCACUCUGGUAGAAUAUUAGAUUUGAACUUUUCAUGCAUGUGAUCCCGUUAUCGUGUCUAGCGCUUUGUGGCAACAUGUGCACUGCUUUUAUUUAGAAAAACGUGCCUGUGAUUUGUGGUUUUUACAAGAAAGAAAAAAGGUGAAAUUAUUCUACCAAAGUGAGGUUUCUUAUGCGUCUUUCUCUUGGUUUUAAUGAAUUUCUUUCUCUUUCAGAAUAUCGGGACAUUAAUGUCAGAAAAAUACAAAGUAUUUGAUAAAUAUUUUAAGGAAAAACUCCAGCAAGUAGAUAAAGAAGUUAGAGCCGCCCUGUCAGUUACCUGAAACUAACUGUAGAUUUAAGAUCAGAAAGCAAAAGAUAAGAUGCUCUUUCAAACAUGUGAGGCUGAGUUUCACCAACAAGGGUUGUCUUAACUUCUUUAGUCAUUAAAAAACAUGUGUUUCUAUUGCACCACGAAUUCAAACCUAAAUAAAUGUGAAACUUUUCCAUUUGAUGAAUUUAAAUCACAUUUUCUCUUGGUUAAAAUCAAGGGUUUCUUCCUCCUAAAACAGCUUUAUUUAGGAUAGCAACUUUUAUUUGAACUACUAUAAUUAAUCCUCCUUUUAGAUGAGUAAAGUCAUAUUAGUCAGUGUGGAUCAAUGGCAUCAAAAUAUUUUGAUUAAGGGAAAAAUAGAGUGAAACUCUCCCCUACACUAUUACUGAUUAUUAACAACAAAUGCUUUCUGUCUAGAGAUCCUUGUUGGUGGAACCCACCGUAAAUGUUUCGUCA
Messenger RNA from Eleginops maclovinus (Patagonian blennie), 5340 nucleotides. Its product is annotated as un-named hu7910. NCBI's taxonomy places the organism in Eukaryota, Metazoa, Chordata, Actinopteri, Perciformes, Eleginopidae. The transcript is spliced from 26 exons. The record is from RefSeq and is a predicted model, not a curated record. Gene Ontology annotation, biological process: peptidyl-aspartic acid hydroxylation. Gene Ontology annotation, cellular component: endoplasmic reticulum; membrane. Bases 410 to 2767 code for a protein of 785 amino acids. Gene Ontology annotation, molecular function: protein binding; peptidyl-aspartic acid 3-dioxygenase activity.